Molecule: messenger RNA, 3134 nt
Organism: Sitophilus oryzae (rice weevil)
Lineage: Eukaryota; Metazoa; Arthropoda; Insecta; Coleoptera; Curculionidae
Exons: 8
Coding region: 416-2995 (859 amino acids)
Source: RefSeq, a predicted model, not a curated record
UUGUUUGAAGUAUUCAAUGGAAAAACAGCCAGCUGGAUUUACCAUUUUUCUUGAACAUUUUUUAUAAAAUUAUGCGCGGUGAUUUUGAGAAAUAAUCAUAAUAAAUCCAAUAGUAGCGAAAGACGUGGCAAUAGCGCAUUGUCGCACGCGAUCGGCCUGAACACGACUUGACACGACUUGACACGACGACAUCGCUAUUAGCAGUUAGCAGUAAACAGAGUCGGUUUUAGGUGCGUAGGCUAGAUAUUUAUGCUUUUUCAGUGUAUUUUGAGAAACUUAGAUUGUUUUUUAUUGUGUUAAUUUUUGUGUUCUGGAUUGUGUGAAAACUUGUUAAAAACUGUUUUAUAAACAUUUGUGUAAACUUUAUUAUAGUGAUUGUUGAUUUUUGAAUAAUCAGCGCUGUGCAUAAGUCAAAAUGGGUCGUGUUAGGGAAGAUGAAAAAAACAAAAGGAAUAAACGGUUAUGUAUGUCCACAAUUAGAAAAAGUCAACGAAUGAAAAUGAAAAAAAUUAGAUCUCGAUCUGGAAAAUCAGCAGAUGCAUUAUCCUUCCCUGACACUGAGCUUAUGACGCCAGAAGUCAAUUUCAUUGAUAUACCUGAAAGAAAUACCUCGCCAAUGGAACACGACGAUAUUGAAAUCGAAAACUGUUCCAUCAACGGAGAAAAUUCUCAACAGGAAAAUGAAGUUCAAGGAAGGCGCAUAAUUAAUAUUGCACACCUGUUUAAACAAAUAUUGAAUGGGGAAAAACAUGAACCAUUUGACUGCUCACUAAUUAAUAUGAAGUUGGUUAGCGAAAAAAGAAACGGCCUUUUCAGUAAAUUUUAUUUAAGAUGCGAAAUGUGCCACUGCGUUAAAACUCUAACAUCAGAUAAUGAAUCUGACAAUAAAGUAAAUGUCAAUUCUUCUUUGGUUUUGGGUUCAAUAUCUACUGGCAUUGGUUACUCCCAAGUAAAUGAACUAGCUUCCACCAUAAAUAUGCCACUUAUGACAAUGAAUACUUUUAAUAAGUAUCACGAGCAAGUGGCCGAUUUCAUUAGAUCAUCAGCCUGGCAAACGAUGGAAGAAACUGCAGCAGAGGAAGCAAAAUUGUCAAGAGAGACUGGCGACAUUGACGAAAAUGGAGUACCGUGUAUAACUGUUGUUACAGACGGGGCAUGGGGAAAACGAUCGUACAACGUAAAUUACGAUAGCAUGUCUGGAGUAGCUUGUAUUAUUGGAUACAAGACAGGAAAAAUUUUAUUUCUUGGAGUAAGAAAUAAAUAUUGUUCCCUUUGCUCAUGGCAUGAGAAUAAAAAAAAGGAAAUCCCUGAGCAUAAGUGCUUUAAAAAUUGGGAGGGUACUUCUACGGCGAUGGAAACAGAUAUUAUAGCAGAAGGCUUUAAAAGCAGUGUCAACCAAUAUGGCCUUAAAUAUACAAAAAUGGUGGGAGAUGGAGAUUCUUCUGUUUACAGAAAACUUUUAGAGAUUAAACCAUACGGGAAUUCUUUGGUGCAGAAAGUGGAAUGCAAAAAUCACCUUCUCCGAAACUUUGCGAAAAAAGUUAGAGAAAUUUGCAACAGGAAAAGAAGCAAUUCUAAAAAUCUACCAGUUCCCAUGACGCUCAGAAAAAAUGUCCUUUCUAAGUUUAUGCGCAUUAGAAGUGCUAUUACUAAAGCAGCGGAAUUUAGAAUUAAAGAAGCUACAACUUUGCAAAGAAAGGUUGAAUUGCUAAGAGGAGACAUCAAAAAUGCACCCAGUCAUGUAUUUGGGGAACAUAAAGAAUGUAAAGCAAUUGACUACUUCAAAUGUGAAGGCUUAGGUGAAGAUUUGGUACCUACCAUGAAACAGUGUGGCAUUUACGAAGAUAUAAUGACUGCAUUGCAAAGAGUAAUUGACAAUUCUACUAGCCUCAUAAUGAAUAUGGACAACAAUUUGGCCGAACACUACAACAGUGUUGUCUGCAAAUUCAUUGGCGGCAAAAGAGUUAAUUACUCUUUGAAAGGUUCUUACCAGAGCAGGUGUGAAGCGGCAGCGCUUUCCUUUAAUUCGGGCGGGGAAUAUCAUCGCAUAAUUAAUAAGGCCAUUUUUGGAAUUAGUCCAGAGAGCUUCCAUAAAAAGUACUACCAAAGAAAAAUUAAGGAAAAGGCGAAAAACAAAGCAAAGAAAGUUUUGUUUUCAAAAAGGGUCAAAAAAAAUCACAAGGAGCACCUUCCUGAUAAGGAUUACGGUCCAAACGCUUAUUAUGUGCCAUUGGACCUAAACAGUCAGGAGUAUGAAGACAAUGCAGAAGAUUUUCUAAACAAAUUAAAAAAAACAACAGAAGAAAUCAGCAGGAUAGAGAGAAACACUCUUGGACAAAAAGCUAAUCCCGAAUGGUUGCAAGAAAGAUCUCUUAGGAUAACGGCGUCAAAUUUUGGCCAAAUCUGUAAAAUGCGACCCACAACUUCGCCAGUAAAUGCCGUGAAGCACUUACUUUACGGAAACUUCUUCGGAAAUAAAGCAACUCGUUAUGGCAACGAAAAUGAACCAAAGGCCAUUGCUGACUUCGAAAACCUAUUCAAUUUGAAAGUUACUCAGAGUGGUUUUCAUAUUGGUGCAAAAGACUAUUUUUUGGGCGCAAGUCCCGAUGGCCUAGUGGGCGAUGACGCACUCUUAGAGAUUAAGUGUCCUUUCUCUAUUUCGGAUCAAAGUCCAUCUGAUGGAAUCAUUUCGGGAAAAAUUACAUUCGCCGAACUGGUCAACGGCAAGCUAUCCUUGAAACGAAACCAUAAUUAUUUUUAUCAAGUUCAAGGGCAGUUAGCUCUAACAAACAGAAAAAUAUGUUAUUUUUUAGUCUGGAGUCCUCAUGGCAUGCUUGUAGAGAAGAUUACACGAGAUGAUUUAUUUUGGCGUGAAAAAAUGUUGCCAAAAUUAAAAACAUUUUACAACAACUGUUUGUUGCCUGAACUGGUAGAUCCCCUACAUCCGAAAGGACUACCCAUACGAAACAAAGUUGUUGCUCCUCAAUUAAUUUAAAACUGGAAUGUGCAAAUCCUUUCUAAUAUUUAAAUAUUAUUAAAUUACCUGAAAUACCUAAAUAAAAUAUUUCUAAAACAUCCACCUGACAUCCGUAAUACGUUAUUAGAAGUAAAAGAUUUAAAAAAAAAACAAGCUU